GCCAGAAAAGUAAGUAAGCAUGUCAGGAUGCCCAUUCCCAUCGGUGAACCUCUCCUGCGACAACACCUCCUGCAACUUGUUCUGCUGCCACCCCAACAAAGACCACCCUCACCAGAACGACGCCGCCGCCGGCAAACCGCCACCGCAGCCUGAGCCACCUCUGAAGCCGCCGCCGCAGCAAAUCAUACCACCGGCGCCGCCGACGUCGCAUGAGGAACCACCCCUCAAACAGUCAGCAGCGACGAUGCCGGUUAUAGUAGUGCAACCCCCGCCGGCAGCUGACCACCAUCAGCGGCACCCGCCGCCACGUCGUCCCACGGCGCCGGGCACCGGAGAAGACGACGACGGCAGCCAAUAUCCUCCUCAGGUGCCGCCCCAUACGCCGCCGGCAGCUGCUCCUGCUCGUCGUGCUCCUCCUCCUCCUGCUGCUGCUGCGCCGGAGCCGGCGCUGCCGUCGCCUUGGGAGAAGCCUCCGCCGCCGCCAGCUCAUGAUCAAUUCAUGGGAGCAGCCAUCCCGUACGACGGCGGCGGCUACGGGGAGAAGCAAUACGCGGCGGCGGCAAGAACAGUGCCUCCUCAUCGUUGCGUGCCCCCACAAGGCGACGACCCCGCCGUCACCGGCGCCGGCGCCGGUACGUGGCGCGUCCUCCGGUGACUGAUCUGCACGACUACACGAAGCAGCAGCCACUCGUCGAACAAAAGUAUGCUAGUACUACUAGUAACAAACUAACAAUUGGCAGGAUCAUCGCGAGCACUCACAGUCGCAGACGACGUACUAUAUUAAUUAAGGGGUUAUUUAGUUGGGGCUAAACUUUUUAGCCCUAUGUCAUAAUCAGAUGU
Molecule: messenger RNA, 840 nt
Organism: Oryza brachyantha (malo sina)
Lineage: Eukaryota; Viridiplantae; Streptophyta; Magnoliopsida; Poales; Poaceae
Product: leucine-rich repeat extensin-like protein 3
Exons: 1
Coding region: 20-655 (211 amino acids)
Source: RefSeq, a predicted model, not a curated record